Magnusiomyces paraingens is the source of this 1761-nucleotide messenger RNA. RefSeq lists its product as uncharacterized. The transcript has a single exon. Gene Ontology annotation, cellular component: fungal-type vacuole lumen. The record is from RefSeq and is a predicted model, not a curated record. NCBI's taxonomy places the organism in Eukaryota, Fungi, Ascomycota, Dipodascomycetes, Dipodascales, Dipodascaceae. The coding region runs from base 1 to 1761 and encodes 586 amino acids. Gene Ontology annotation, molecular function: metallocarboxypeptidase activity.
AUGAAAUUCCCAACUUUGACACUUGCAAAAGCUUUAUUGGCUUCGUCAUCAAUUUCUACCGUCUUUGACCAAACAAACAAUCAGCUUGCUCUUGAACACGUCUCCCCCUCAUCCCUUGAAACCUCCUUUCAAGAAUCAUGCCCCCAAGUAGUCCCCAUCCCUCCACAAAACGCCAAUCUCGCGCAUUUCAAAACCCCUGAGUUUCGUAACUGGAGUCUUGCAGUACUCCAAAGUGCCGUCCAAGUGCCGUCUGAGUCCUAUGAUGACCUUGGAGCCGUAGGCAUUGACCCCCGUUGGAACAUAUUUUAUGACCUCGAAAAUGCACUUAGAAAAUCUUUCCCUAAAGUCCACCAAACUUUAGCCUUUGAACGUAUCAAUACACACGGCCUUUUAUAUACAUGGAACGGCACUGACCCUUCUCUCAAACCAACAAUUUUCAUGGCCCAUCAGGAUGUUGUCCCUGUUCUUAAUGAUUCCCUGGGACUCUGGACUUACCCACCAUACUCGGCCCAUUUUGAUGGCAAGUUUAUUUGGGGCCGCGGGACUUCCGACGAUAAAGGUUCGCUGGUAGCUGUUUUAGAAGCCGUUGAAACUCUUUUGAAUCAAGGUAUCAAAGCCCCACGGCGUACAAUUAUCCUAAGUUUUGGCUAUGACGAGGAAAUCUCCGGCAGCCGCGGAGCUGGCCAUAUUUCAAAACACUUGCUUAAAAGAUAUGGUCCUAACUCUAUUCAUUCAAUUGUAGAUGAGGGAGGUUCCGGAGUAGUUGAACAACAAGGUGUUAAGCUGGCGUUGCCCGGCGUCACAGAAAAGGGCAUGUACGACGCGUUAGUAGUACUAAAGACUCCAGGAGGCCAUUCAUCGCUUCCACCAGACCACACAGCCAUUGGUAUUAUUGGUGAACUUGCUUCACUUAUGGAAUCAAGGCCCUUUUCUCCAGCGCUUAAUACACACUCUCCCAUUUAUAAGUUUUUGCAAUGCACUGCUGCUUAUUCACAAGAAAUGGCUGAGGAUUUACGACAAGCAAUUCAAAAAUGUGCGACUGACGAAAAGGCCAUGGAUACAGUGUUUAAGGUCAUGGGUCGGUUACGUGCUACAAAAUAUAUGAUUCAAACUUCUCAGGCCAUUGAUAUUGUGGCUGGCGGACUUAAGAUUAACGCGCUACCUGAAAAGGUCGAACUAAUGGCUAACUACCGGAUUGAUUUACAGAGCAAUGUUGACGAAACACGCCAAAAGGUGGUUGAAGAUGUGCGUCAAAUUGCUGAAAAAUAUGGUCUUGGAUUGUCUCUCAACAAGACACUGGAUGAUGGUUCCUUUGAGCAUGAAGUUUUACUGGAGGGUAGUGUAUAUGAGCCCUCAGAUACAUUGACCAACGGGUACUUUGAGAUAUCAGAUUAUGGGUCUUACACCAAGGUUGCACCCAUUGCACCCACAUUUGAUAGCGAGGCUUGGGACACGUUUAGUGGUACAAUUCGACAUGUUUUUGGGACUUUUGCGGGUCCUGUAAUUGAUCCGACUAAGAAGCAUCAAGUAUUUGAUGGAGAGCCUAAAGAACCUCAAAAUAUUGUGGUAUCUCCUGCUUUGAUGACAGCUAAUACAGAUACUAAGCAUUAUUGGGACUUGACUGAUAAUAUUUAUCGGUUCUGGCCGUAUCGGGUGCUGGACACUCAGGUGAGUCACAUCCACACGGUGGACGAGCGCAUUUUGUUGGACGUGCAUAUUGAAGCGGUUGCCUUUUAUUAUAGCUACAUUUUAAACUUGUAA